GCUUUCUUCUCCCAGUUGAUACAGAGAUUCUUCAAACAGCCAAUAGGUGGUAUUUUUUGCUUUUUCUGUGUGACAUGGCGAAGCGCUGUACGCCCUUAGCCCUCAACAUCGCCACUGAUGCAUCUUCAACUCUUGGCCGCCCUCUUUUCAUCCUUCACAUUUAUUAUAUCCACCUAGAGUCGCAGUCUACCUCCUCCAACCACAUCGCACAAAGAUUUAUCAUAAGGUCUUGCAAUAAUCAAGCCAUGGCAGGCCUCACAUUCCUCGCAGCUGUGAUCUCUGUCCCCAGCCUCGUCUCGGCCACCGCAACCUUCUCCCCAAACUGCAGCCUGCCUCUCGAAUCGACGGCAUUCGUGGUUUCUCCCAAUACACGGGGGACACUGGAUAUCCUCUGGAGUGGACUGUUUACUAUUUUCAUAUGCAUUUGGACGGUGCAACACCUUAACGUUCCUGAGCAGCGCGAUGGGAGAGAUCGGGGCUGGCAGGGCGACGCGAAAUGGGCUUUGAGACCUUUCUGCACGAAGGUCAAAUGGAUGCUCCUUACGCUCAUACUGCCCGAGAUAUUGCUGGGAAAGGCUCUGUCGGAUCUCAGAACUGCAAAAGAUGCGGUCAAUAAAGCUAAAAGACUGAAAGUUACAUCGGGGACUGGACUGUCUCGUGAGGAAAAGGGCAACUGGACUUUAACACAUGCAUAUUACGCCGAUAUGGGAGGUUUCGCAUUCAGAACGUCAUCCCAUCGGAGUGAUGAAACUCAUUACAAACUACAAUACAUCUUAGCAGAUGAUGUGCUGAAACUCCGGGCACUGGGACACAUUGCUAAGCUUCCUUCAAUCACUGAAGACGAAAUCAAAGACAAAAGCCAAGGGGACUCUUUCGUCAAAGCAACUGCCGUUCUACAGGUCUCCUGGCUGGUAAUCCAAGUAAUACUACGAGUGGCCCAUAGUCUACCAGUCUCGCAACUGGAGAUAACAGCGUGUGCCUUCGCGGCCUGUACGUUUCUAACAUAUAGCGUCUGGUGGUCUAAACCUCAGGGUGUAUCUUCAUGUACGAUAAUCACUCUUGCGGGUGAAGCCACGGAUGCUGAAGCAGUGCUCGACGAGACUUGGGGAGACGCCGUCUCCACUCUUUUAUUUUUCUGGCCUUUUGAUCACGAUACUUCUCGUAAAGCUGACGUCCCAAUUCGGAAUAACUUAUGUUCGCUUAACAUCGACCUCAUCCUUGGUCUGACUCUUGGUUGCUUCAUCCUCGGCGCUGUACACUGCGGAGCAUGGUUUGUAUCAUUCCGUCCUUUUUCAUUCUUCUUAGUCUUGGAUCUCGUGAUCGUGUCCUUCGUUCGUGUCCAUCAUUCCGAUCCGAUCCUUGAUAACCUGAAAGUUCUGGUAUGUAAUACACUAAUUGUAUGAUCAGGAACCUAAACUUCCCAACUAGAACAGAAAUGCUAUUAUGGCGGUAUAUAAGCAUUUCUUCUGGCGCCAUACUGCCUGUUGCAAUCGGAUUAUGGAUUUUCUUGGCUUUUUUGGAGGAGAUAGAGUUGGUUUAUGCUUCCUCGCUGUAUGGCAUUAUGCAUUUUGGGAUGAUUAUCCUCUAUGUUGGAUGUCGUCUAUAUCUUCUUUUCGAAUCUAUAUACUCACUCUUCCAUUUGCCACCAGGAGCAUACAUAACAACCUGGGCAUCAAAUAUUCCUCAUUUUGGAUAGAACCUUGGCGCCACCUGGACGAACGUGAAUGCAUCUGCCUUAAUCCUCUUCUUCAUUGAUCACGACAUGUUUCUUCUUUGUUCGUGCCAAGAGGUCACCAUCCCGUCAUUCGUUUAUUGUCAGCUAGUGGUUGUGAUACCAUCAGAAUAUCGAUCCUAACAAAACCCGGGGCUGAGUUUAUACCAUUGACAAAACAUACAAGUUACAUGAGUCCGUCGCGAACAACUAUGACGAUACGAUACAAGGCUUGAGAGAGUUAUGCUAAAGCAAUUCUCUCCC
This is a messenger RNA of Cadophora gregata, 1975 nucleotides long. RefSeq lists its product as uncharacterized. Lineage: Eukaryota; Fungi; Ascomycota; Leotiomycetes; Helotiales; Ploettnerulaceae. The transcript is spliced from 4 exons. The coding region runs from base 75 to 1403 and encodes 442 amino acids. The record is from RefSeq and is a predicted model, not a curated record.